Messenger RNA from Macadamia integrifolia, 1101 nucleotides. RefSeq names its product G-type lectin S-receptor-like serine/threonine-protein kinase LECRK2. Lineage: Eukaryota; Viridiplantae; Streptophyta; Magnoliopsida; Proteales; Proteaceae. Bases 1 to 1101 code for a protein of 366 amino acids. The record is from RefSeq and is a predicted model, not a curated record. The transcript is spliced from 2 exons.
AUGUCUUCCAAUGCUGCCUUUCCUCACAUUCUGUUCUUCUCUUCCCUUCUUUUUCCCCUCUUCUUGGCUGCCUCUCAAGCUAGUAAUGUGACCUUCGGUAACCAUCUCAUUGCUGCCGAUGGAGGCUCUCCAUGGACUUCACCUUCUAGUGACUUUGCCUUCGGGUUUCCCCACCUUGAAGACGAUAACUCCUUCUUGCUCUGCAUCUGGUUCUACCAAAUACCAAAACAAACCAUCGUUUGGUAUGUCAAUGGUACUGGUAACCCAGCUCCAAAAAAUUCCAAAAUUGAGCUUACUACAGGUGGCCAACUCCAGCUUACCGACCCCACAGGCCAGGAGUUAUGGAAGGCUGAAAUCAUCAAUUCCAGCAAUGUUGCUUAUGCUGCCAUGCUUGGCAAUGGCAACUUUGUGCUUGAAAGUAAGGAUUUUGUUCACAUAUGGGAGAACUUCAACCAACCUACAGACACCAUUUUGCCUGGACAGAAACUGCAAGUGGGUCGCAAUCUUUCUUCUCGGCUGACGAAUACUAAUUACUCACAGGGAAGGUUUCAGUUCCAAUUGCUCCAGGAUGGAACGCUCCAGAUCAAUCUUGUCGCCUUGCCGUCUUAUACCCCUUACGAUCCUUACUUCACUAUUGGAGCUAAUCCCCCUGACAAUCGUUCGAGGUUGGUCUUCAAUGUAUCAGGCCGUCUUUAUAUAAAGAGAAGCAAUGGAAGCAUUGACGAUCUCUCACCAAUCAACACAUACCCAGUUGCUGAUUUCUAUGACAGGGCGACCCUUGAUGUUCAUGGAGCAUUUUAUCUUUACACUCAUCCAAGGUCUUCUAGUGGGGGUAGGGAAGAAAGCUACUGCAGAGCUGUUAAUGGGAUUCCCGCACGUGAAUGCCCACCUGAAUACUCCCAAAUUGAUUCAAAUAGCAGUCUUAGUGGCUGCAAACCAAAUAUCCCACUCGUAUGUGAAGAAGAUGAAUCGGGUUUCCCUGAGGCUCUGUUUGAGUUCACGGAAUUGUGUAGCACAGAUUGGCCAUUGGCUGAUUACGAAAGGCUUGGGCCUGUUACUGAAGAGCACUACAAGAAUUCUUCAGAAAAAGUAAUUGUCUGA